Molecule: messenger RNA, 964 nt
Organism: Myiozetetes cayanensis
Lineage: Eukaryota; Metazoa; Chordata; Aves; Passeriformes; Tyrannidae
Gene: CIMIP2A
Product: family with sequence similarity 166 member A
Source: RefSeq, a predicted model, not a curated record
AUGGCAGCCUCCAGGGGGAACAACAUCUUCCCCAGAAACCCCUACUACCUCCCUGGCUACACGGGCUACGUCCCUCAGUACACCUUCAGGUUUGGAAAAACCUACGGCAGAACCACCCACGAUGUGCUGACAGACCCUGCCGUUGCCAUGAGCCCUCGCUCCGUGCUGGCCCCGCUGCACAAGCUGAAAACCGUCAGUGAGUUCAGUUCCCUCCUUGGGCAGCCAGGGUACUCUCCUUAUGAUGCUGCAGCAACCUCUCCCGAGCUGCUCCUGGGGCCCAGGCCCAUCCUGCCGGGGCCGGGGCGGGCGCAGGAGGAGCCCAUGAUGGUGCACAUGAACCCCACGCACUGGGAGCGCCCCGCGGACACGGCCGCGCCCGGCGCCCACCAGACCUGGCCCAACCAGUGGGGCCCAGGGGGGCUCUCCCUGCACCCUGCGGCCGACGAGAGGGAGAGGCAGCUGUCUGAGGUGCCCUUAUCCUGCUGCCAGGGAAAAGGGCCUGGGUCCGGGCAGCUCUGCGGCCCCUGCGAGGCGAGCAGGGCGCUCGAAACUGGAGGCUUCACGCUGCCAGGAGGGGCUGAGAUCCCAUAUGAGGAGCAAGAAGAUCCAUUGCCAAUACUGCCUGUCCCAAAUGCCAUCCGACAGAAAGUCACUUUAGGGUACACUGGAUUCAUCCCCUGCUUCACCAACAAUCUUGGUCUGACCUAUCCCGGUGUGAGGAAGGCAAUGAAGGAAUUUGACUACUACCAGAUUUUGAAGAAAAAUCCACCUUUCACCUUGGGCAUGAAAUUUCCCCUGACACACUGGCCAGACACCAAAAUCUACAACAGUGGUGGACUGAAACCUGCCUACACGGGCUUUGUGCCACACCUCCGGGACUUGUACGCGCUCACCUAUGGGAACGGCACCCGGGAAGCUUUCCGGAAAGAACAGAGGAGACGGGGCUUUGCACUGUGAAAACUGC